GGGUCCCGCUCCUGACCGGCAGCACGGCCGACCGCGGGAAGGGCUCGCUGCGCGGCGGGCUCGCACCUCGACCGGGUUGAUCACUGUGCCUAGAGAGCGGCGAGGCCGCGGGGGUGGCGGUGCGUGUAAGCGGGAAGUGGUGGGCUGUGCUCCUGGGGCGGAGUGCUGCUGGCAGCCCUUUGAGAUGGGGCGCGGUGUUCCGUGGGCACCGCAUGCGUGUCGUAGGUUAUUGGCUGGCAAAGGCCGUGGCGUAAGGAUACUCAGAAUCUUUGGGCCUGUACAACGCUCAGAGGGAAACAUAAUUUGCUAUUUUGGGUCACGGAGGAUUUUUUUAUUCCUCUCAAGUUCACGCACUUGGUAGCUUUGCAGCUAAAAUCCUGUGUUAACGUGAAACGUCUGUCUCACGAAAAUAACAAGCAUCCAACCUUCGUUGCACAAAGUGUGUUUUCCUCUGUUAAGAAACGUAAGCAUUCCAACAUAAAGUUUUAGUCCAACUUCGUGGAUUGGACUAGAUGUUCUCCAGAGGUUACUUCUAACCCCAGUGAUUCUAUGAUUCCUCCAGUUGUGCUGAGGAUCCCCUGACAGAAGCACUCCAGGCAGAAUGUUUGGCUUCCCUUUUCAGACACUGAAUGAAUUAAGCAUGGCUCUUCCUUAACGUGGAGGUUUCUGUUUAGUGGUAGAACAGGGUGGAUGGAAGAAUAUAAAAUCCUCAAUUUUUUUAGUGACUUUUUCAAUAAAUGUGUGUGGUCAUGUUGAAAUGGCAAUAAUAAGCCGCCAAUAUUCUUGCUUAUAUGGCUGCUUAUAUGGCUGGCUGUUAACUGCCUCUUAAUUAAACUAGGCCACUGCUGGUCAUGAAGAUUUUUCUGAUAGUGAUGAUGAUGAUAAUAUCAUAGAUUUGCAUGAGUUCUUAGGCAAGAAUAUCUUCAGAUACAGGUGUUAGCAGGUGGGGAAGAUGUCGCUUUCAAUUGCAUAUGGUAUAGCUUACAAGUUGUUUACUGCACUUCUUGCUCUAGCUGCGUAGCUGCUGGGGACAGAGUCUGCACUGAUUCAUAAAUUUUGCUUGGACACGAUGCGUUACUGCAGAAGUAUGACCUGCUAUGGCUUUUUACAUCUCUGCAGUGACUUUGAAAGACUGCGGCGAGCUUCAGAAAUCAACCAUGGGCAUUAAAGGUUUACAGGGAUUUGUGGCGAGAGUUUGCCCUGAUGCAUGCAGAAUGGUAGAUCUGAAAGAGAUGGCAGAAAAACACCGCAUCGAUCAUCCAGAUGUCACACCUGUUAUUGUAGUAGAUGCCAUGAGUUGUGUUCGACACUGGUACACACCAGAAUCCUGGGUGUGUGGUGGCCAGUGGCGAGAGUACCUUACUGUUUUAGAGGAUUUCAUUGAAACUUUUAAAGCAGCUGGUAUCGAGUUGGUGUUUUACUUUGAUGGAGUGGUAGAAGAGAAAAAGAGAGAUGAGUGGAUCAAACGGAGGCAGCAGAAUAACAAGGAAAUAGCCAAUCUAUUUCAGUUUAUCAAGACUCACAGGAAACAGCCGGGGAGAGGAAUGUUCGUUCUUCCCUCAGCUUUGCCUACUUUUACACGGUUUGCUCUAAAGUCACUUGGUCAAAAAACAGUGUGCACGUUGCAAGAGGCAGACUUUGAGGUGGCUGCAUAUGGUUUGCAACAUAACUGCAUGGGAAUUCUUGGUCAAGAUAGUGACUACCUCAUCUAUAAUACAUCUCCCUAUUUUUCCAUUGAGAAGCUCUGCUUGGACAGACUAGUCACUGUUAUGUACUCCAGAGAAGAUCUUUGCCGUGCACUGGGUCUUAAUAUAAUGCACCUUCCUCUCUUUGCUUGUUUGCUUGGCAAUGAUGUUGUUCCAGAAAACUUGCUGGAAGGCUUCUGGCAUAAAUGUUUAGUCAUCUGUCCCUCCAGGAAUAAGAGCUACAACAGAAGAACAAGCAUAAUUUUAGCUGUAGCGAAUUAUAUCUCCAAAAUUCCAUGCUUGUACAGCAGCCUGAAACACUUGGAAGAUAUGCUACCUCUGGGAUCAGACAAGACAUUACUUCACAGAGGAAUGGAGUCCUAUCUUUUGCCAGGGCAGCAGUCUCCAUGGAUUCCUCCUGAUGCAAGAAAUUUCAGUAUGUUCUCAGGUCAAGAAGAAACAGCCAUGUGUCAAGAUAAGGAAAUCUUUCAGUUAGCUAAAGAACAUCACAUCCAAUCUGAAAAUUAUGCAAUCUUCAAUAUCCUGAGUAAUGGAGAGCUUGAGUGCAGCAACUCUUUGGAAGAUGAUUGUGAUACAGAGAUUCCUGGACAGGCACUCAUCUAUCGCCCUGCUCGUCAGCAUAUUUAUUCUGUCUUGUUGGAAUCAGAAGGAGAUGGAGCAUGUCCUGUGGUAAAAGAGUGGUUUGUCUAUUGUGGAAAUCCUCUACAACAGCCAGACCUGAUACAACCUGUGCAGCCCUCUAUUCCAGGUGGAACACCUAAUUUGAAAACACUGUGGUUUGCCAAAGGACCUGACGUGGAAAAGCAACGGUACAGUACAUUUCUGGCAUGCUUUCACCUUCAGGAUGCAAUGGAAGAGCUCCAAGCUCUAGAAGCACCUGUUGCAGCAUUCUGCUGCUUGCUGACCUACCUUAUGCUGCAGGUCAGUAGUCUCUCUCUGGAGGACUUAAAUGCAUUUGUGGCACUCGUUCUCUGCCUCAGAGGAAAGUCAGCUGCUGAACUGGCAAGUUUGCAGCUCAUGCAAGUGGACUCCAGAGCUGUACAUCUCGGUGCUGUUUUGGUUCGUGGCCUUACAACAUUGCUCAUGGCCAAUAGUGCCUGUGGCUUUCCAUUCAGAAUGGAUGAUUUGAUGCCCUGGAAAGUAUUUGAUGGAAAACUUUUUCAAGAAAAAUACCAAAAGUCACACCGAAGUUGCUCUUUGGAGGAGCUUUUGGAAGGCAAUGAGUCUUUGUAUACACCCUUCCAGAAUCUGAAGUCGCUCAUUUGCAAAGUUUGCGCAGUGAAGAAGAGAACAAUACAGAGCAGACCAAGAGGAAAUGGAUUUAUCACAGGAACACACCAAAGAGAACUUAAUCCUAGGUUCCAGCAAACACACAGGAGCUCCUUUGUUUCUCCAUAUCAUAAUCAAAUGAGGGGCAACCUCUGGAGAAAUCCUCAACCACAAGGUAGAAGAUACAGAUCAGGACAUCCAGACCAGAGGAGAAGAUUCCAUGUUCCUCCUUGGUAAAGAAUAAAUGUGAUGAGCUAGCAGACUGCGAUGAUGGGACAGUUGCUGUUGAGACUGGUUUUUUGUCUGUGAGAGCCUCUUACAAACUUUACAGAAUAACUGAACCAUAUGACUGCAGAAGAAAUGGCUCAAAGCAGAGGGUAUUUAGUAUGUGAAUCCCUUGCUAUGUCUCAACUUGCUAUGAGACCAGAAUCACAGAACUAAGGUUAAUGGUACCAGUUGAAGCAGAGUAUUAUCCAGGUGUAGCUUUUUUGUACCACUGACAAUGGAAAUUCUAAAGCAUUUGUACCACAUCAUAAGAUAUUCCUGACUAUUCUAGUUUUGUAUACUCCAAGAGUUUGCUCAUCAUGAAUCACAUGGAAUAUUCAUGCUGAAUUGUGGUUGUUGUCUUGGGUAGAUUAUAUCUUAAUCUUAAGGGUUAUGCCAUUGGCACUGAAACCUGUUGAAAAGUUUGAAAGAUGUCAUCACUGUUGCCAUUUAAAUACCACCUACCAGCAAAUCAAAAUGUCCUUCCUGUAAAAUGCAGUGUUUUCUUGAAACAGCCAAAAACUGCUGUUGCUUUUGGUACUUAAGCAAUUCUCUCAUCUGAAUGUGUGGAAUGAACCACAACAUUGCAGAGGAGAGAAAGAAUCUGAGUCUUGUCCUGCCCUACUUUGGCAAUAAAUAAUACUUUUAAGAACCAGACUUUUCCCUGUUCAAAAUCUCAACAGUAUAAUUGAAAAUUGUCUUCAUCUAUGUAAUACUCAACAGUUUCAUUUUCUUAGGUUUCUAGUGAUCUUUUAGUAAGCUUGACUCAAGGGGAUGUUUAUGGAACUGAUUUCCUCUGUUUAUGUGCUUUGGAGUCAUCAUAUCUUUAGUUUUGUACUUCAGCAUUUUCAGUAUAUUAAGUCAUAUCAUAAUCUCUGUAUGGGAAGUAUAUAAUUAAAGGAAAACGAAAGCUUGAUAAAACUGAGGAGCAGAAAUGAAUAAAGGAUAUGCAAAGAUGGAGGCAAAAUGUUAAAAGGAAGUUUUAUAAUCCAGUACAGCAUGCAGAUUUUCACAGGACUAUCUUUAGUUAUUGAGGAUGUUGACUAUUCCAAACUGCUUUUAGAAUUUUUUCACUUUUCUGUUUUUCAAUCUGUAGCAAUCAUAAGCUUUUUACUGUGCUGAGUGAGUAAGAUGUUGUGACCUGAUUCUUGCUUAAGUUACGUAACUUUAUGUUACGUUCUACAGAAUAUAUAAUAUUUCAAGCUAAGAAUUAUAGUUUACUGUAAAAAAAAAAAAAUUCAGUGUCUUCUGUCUGGCUUAAAUUUGUACACCUUUGGCAUCCACCUAUUAUUUUCUGUCUAAAUUCCUUUGAUUUCCUUUUAUUUAAGGAUUUUUUGGUUUUUUAAAGGAAAUUCAAAAUAGUACUUUUCAGGCACAUGUGGCUUUCAUGAGCAGUUCGCUUUUGAAACUUUUUACAGGACUUUUUGUUAGUAGAAUUGUUUUAGUGUUGAUGCUUGUGUGUCUUAUUUGGCUCCUCACAACUGUUGAUUUUUUAGGUCGUCCAGAUGAUGUUACUCAAUAUUGGAAGUGGAUGAAAACAUUAUAAUUUUCUUAUGUGUCUUUUUCUGAUUGUAAUACAAUAAAUACAUUCUUUUGUA
Molecule: messenger RNA, 4837 nt
Organism: Meleagris gallopavo (turkey)
Lineage: Eukaryota; Metazoa; Chordata; Aves; Galliformes; Phasianidae
Source: RefSeq, a predicted model, not a curated record